Funneliformis mosseae is the source of this 1467-nucleotide messenger RNA. Lineage: Eukaryota; Fungi; Glomeromycota; Glomeromycetes; Glomerales; Glomeraceae. The record is from the annotation of a GenBank genome assembly.
AUGUUUAACUCUUACAGUUGUUUACUUCUAGAUAUUGGACGCGUUAUCGUUGUUGAAGUUUAUGAAGACAAUGACAAUAACAAGCAGAAAUUCUUCGAAAUUUGUAAUGAUAAAAAAGUUCCAUUUGAUAAAUUAAUAGUUGCACAACUCGCGGAACUUAUCGCUUGUAAAGGAAAUUUUAAAGUUUCGAAUCUUUGGAAAGUUGACGUUGAUAAAUCUAAUCUUUUUAAAGAUUCAAAUUCGAUUUUAAAAUGGAUACAAGAAUACUCACCGGUCACUGGGAGAAAACCCUCGAUGUUGGUCGAAACGUUUGGUGCUCGAUUUACUUUGUGUGGUCGUGAUGACACCAUAGAAACUCUUUGGAACGGAGGUGGCACAGAACAAAGUAAUGGUAUUCUAAAUCGAUUUAAAAACUUUCGCUCUGACCAUCCAAAACAAGAUCGCAACCUUCAUCCAAUUCCAUUCCUAGCCUGUGGUCCCGGCACGGGAAAAAGUCAGUUUUUGCAGGAACUUGUUAAUAUUAUUCGCGACAAGGCUUUGAAUUCAGGAGAUCAAGAUAUUAUGUCUAUAUUAGGAAAUGAAGUUUUUCUGAACGUUACAUAUGGAAAUGGAACAGAGGCAUCAGAUUUUGACGUGAAUAUUGGAGCAGAAGCUUCAUUAGCUUUGAGGAUCUUAUACAAUUAUUUUGUACAUGGCAAUGAGAGCUUUACCAAGUUUAGAGACGAGAUUAUUGGGCAAGAAAAUGCAAAACAAUUAACCUUGGCUCUUGUUUUAAGAACCAUUUGUGAAAGUAAGCGUAAAGAAAAUAGAAAUAUUAAAAAAAUUGCAAUUAUUGUCGGUAUUGAUGAGGUCAACAAAGUAUAUGAUAAAAAUCGCAAUAAAUUCUGUGAUCUCGUAUCUACUAUUGGCUCAAUGAGUUGUAGUCCAGAAAUGUUUUUUGUUCCAAUCUUGGCGGGUACAGUUGAGGGUCCACUCCAGUUAAUUAUUACAAAAUCAAUGCAUCCACCUCUUCAGUUACCAUUACAUUUGCUAGACAUGGACGAUAUGUUAAAAAUAGCGUUUGAUCUUGGCUUUGACGAAAACUUUAUUCAUCGAAAUAAUCUUUUCGGACGUAUGAUUUCUGAUGUAGGUGGUCAGGUGCGUGCAUUAGAAUUAUUUUAUGAUCAUAUUUCGAAUGCGUCCAGAACCCACAGAUGGGACGACAUUGAUUUACUGGACAUUAUGAUCUCACUUGAGGUGGAACUAAGUAAACGGUAUCUAUUCAAUAAAUAUGCCAACAUGAUCACUCCAGUGCUCGCAAAUGCGAUUUUGGAAAGACCUGUUGAUGAAGACGAAACUCUUGACAUGGAUGAGUCAGAUCAGCCUAUCUCAUACAAAUUGUUAAAGUCCAGUGGAAUUUUAAUACUUGAACCAACCAAUACUGGGUUUAUAUACGUAUUCCCUAUCUUUGGAUACGAUUACUUGUAA